AUGUCCUCUAAGGACAAGGCGAUGCAGCUCUGUGAUGCGGCGGAGCAACAACUGGCUGCAGAUGACCCUUCACUUGCCACUGCCUUCUACACAGCUGCAUUCAGCUGCAGCAUCCCAACAGCUGUUGAAAAAGUGGCUUCCCUGAGAGAAGAGUCACGUGCCAAAGUGACGGUCACUUUAUCAAAGUGGUGUCGGGAUGGCGGCCCCAUACCAAAGAUUCAGUAUGGCGGCCUGAAUUACACGUCUCUCAGCAUCGAAAUGGCAGCCAUUUUUCUCUCAACCCUCAACCCCAACAACAUGGCUGCCUCUCUCUGCAAGAUGGAGGCCCUGCUCAAACUGGGCCGCUACGAGGAAGUGCUGCGGCGUUGCGACUCUCUACUGGACGCCCAGCCUUGUGUGGAGCUGGCCCUCACCAGGGCGCUGGCCCAGGUGCUGUCACGGACCCACUUCCAAAAUGGCGUCACAGGUUAUCUGCGUGCUUUUGCGGAACGCCGGGAUGAGACGGUGAAGUUUGUGCGCAGUCGGCAAAAGGAGCACCUUCAGAGGAUCAUCCAGGCGUUUUUUGACUUUGUCUCACUUCAGGAGAAGACUCACUACGGCAAGGGGGGCUUGGAAAACUGGCGGAGUGACUGCUACAACUUCCUGGUUGCCAUUUCACCAGAAGACAUCCACACCUGCCAGGCCCAGCCAGCCCACCUCUUGGAGAAGCACAAAUGCAAGGAAGGCAUCUCUGCCUACAGCGAGGCAGCCAGUGGUGCAUUCUGGGACGAAAGAGCGUCUGGACUCCUCAUGGACAGGGCUGCUGUGUACUUCUCUCAGGGUGGGAGGGUGGCAGAGAUGAUACAGGACAUGGCAGCUGCCUUUGAGGCAAACCCCAGCCUGGCAGCGAGGCGCUUUGAGGCCCUUUUCACCACCGGGGAUGCUGAGAGGAUAGAAAAACAUGCCAGAGCAGCUCUGGAUCUGGAGUUUGCUGCUUACAGAGAAGCUGUGCGUGCCAGACCUGAGGUCCGGAGUGAUAGUGGCAAGGAGCUUCUUUCCCCAGUGAUCCGAACCCUUCGCUUCCUCAUUCAGAUUUCUCCAGGUGCCGGGCGCGAACUAAAUGUCCGCCUGGCAGACUGUUCCCUCUUGGAGGGCAAUGUCCAGAGUGCCUUGGAAAUCUGCAACCACCUUCUGGAUUCUGAGCAGGAGACCUAUUACAACACCCUUCUUGCCCUCCGGGGGUUCUGCCACCUCCAUGACAAACGCUGUGCAGAAGCCCUUCAGGAUUUCCAGAAGAUCAUAGAGUACAGCUCUCCACACCCCAGCAGUUGCAUCAAGGCUCUCUGUGGCCGUGGCUUAAUCCGAGCUUGGGGCAGUAGUCCUUACCUGACCGCCCUGGAUUAUAUCACUGCCUGUAGGUUUAGAUUUGAGGAAGCCAGCUUUGUCAUCAAGUCCUACAUACCGUGGAACCAGAGGGGCUUCCUGUUGAUCGUUCUACAAGAGGAAGCAAGGAAGAUACUGGAAAAGAACCGAGACCCCAGGGGCACAGCUGCCCUUCAGAACAAACCAAGAGGGCUGGAUGGAUUCCAGGUGAAAGAAGGGUAAGCAAAUCUCCCUGGACCAAUGCUUUACAAGACAAAUGAGUUGAUAUUGUAGUGCAGGGGUGGGGAAUCUCUGCCCUGUGGGCCAAAUUAGACUCAGCAUAAUAAUAAUAAUAAUAAUAAUAAUAAUAAUAAUAAUAAUUUAUUAUUUGUACCCCGCCCAUCUGGCUGGGUUUCCCCAGCCACUCUGGGCGGCUUCCAUAGAAACCCAAAAUACAGUAAAAUAUCACAGAUUAAAAGCUUCCCUGAACAGGGCUGCCUUAAGAUGCCCUCUAAAUGUCAGGUAGUUAUUUAUUGCUUUGACAUCUGAUGGGAGGGCAUUCCACAGGGCGGGCGCCACUACCGAGAAGGCCCUCUGCCUGGUUCCCUGUAGCUUUGCUUCUCGCAAUGAGGGAACCGCCAGAAGGCCCUCGGCGCUGGACCUCAGCGUCCGGGCAGAAGGAUGGGGGUGGAGACGCUCCUUCAGGUAUACUGGGCCGAGGCCAUUUAGGGCUUUAAAGGUCAACACCAACACUUUGAAUUGUGCUCGGAAACGUACUGGGAGCCAAUGUAGGUCUUUCAAGACCGGUGUUAUGUAGUCUCGGCGGCCGCCCCCAGUCACCAGUCUAGCUGCCGCAUUCUGGAUUAAUUGUAGUUUCCGGGUCACCUUCAAAGGUAGCCCCACGUAGAGCGCAUUGCAGUAGUCCAAGUGGGAGAUAACCAGAGCAUGCACCACUCUGGCGAGACAGUCCGCGGGCAGGUAGGGUCUCAGCCUGCGUACCAGGUGGAGUUGGUAGACAGCUGCCCUGGAUACAGAAUUGACCUGUGCCUCCAUGGACAGCUGUGAGUCCAAAAUGACUCCCAGGCUGCGCACCUGGUCCUUCAGGGGCACAGUUACCCUAUUCAGGACCAGGGAGUCCUCCACACCAGCCCGCCCCCUGUCUCCCAAAAACAAUACUUCUGUCUUGUCAGGAUUCAACUUCAAUCCAUUAGCCGCCAUCCAUCCUCCAACCGCCUCCAGGCACUCACACAGGACCUUCACCGCCUUCACUGGUUCUGAUUUGAAAGAGAGGUAGAGCUGGGUAUCAUCUGCAUAUUGAUGGACACCCAGUCCAAAUCCCCUGAUGAUCUCUCCCAGCGGCUUCAUAUAGAUGUUAAAAAGCAUGGGGGAGAGGACGGAACCCUGAGGCACCCCACAAGUGAGGGCCCAGGGGUCUGAACACUCAUCCCCCACCACCACUUUCUGAACACGGCCCAGGAGGAAGGAGCGAAACCACUGUAUAACAGUGCCCCCAGCUCCCAGCCCCUCUAGACGGUCCAGAAGGAUGUUAUGGUCGAUUGUAUCAAAGGCCGCUGAGAGAUCCAGCAGAACCAGGAAACAACUCUCACCUUUGUCCCUAGCUCGCCGGAGAUCAUCAACCAGUGCGACCAAGGCAGUUUCAGUCCCAUGGUGAGGCCUGAAUCCCGAUUGGAAGGGAUCCAAAUGGUCCGCAUCCUCCAGGCGUGCCUGGAGUUGUUCAGCAACCACGCGCUCAAUCACCUUGCCCAAGAAUGGAAGAUUUGAGACUGGGCGAUAGUUGGCCAUACUGGCCGGGUCUAAAGAUGGUUUAUUAAGAAGCGGUUUAAUGACCGCCUCUUUCAGCGGAUCUGGGAAUGUUCCCUCACAGAGGGAAGCAUUCACCACCCCGCAGAGCCCAUCGCACAGCCCUUCCCGGCUUGCUUUUAUUAGCCAGGAUGGGCAAGGAUCAAGGAGACAGGUGGUUGCUUUCACGCGUCCAAGCAGCCUGUCCACAUCCUCAGGGGUAACGGAUUGAAAUUGAUUCCAUGCAACUUGACCAGACAGAGCUCUAGCACUCUCCCGCCCUGGCCCUGCUCCCACGGUGGUGUCUAGCUCCUUCCGAAUAUGAGUGAUUUUAUCUGCAAAAAACUUUGCAAAAUCGUUGCAGGAGAUCUUGGGGUCUUUACAAUGCCCCGGUGGUAAAGGUGGUUCCGUUAAAUUGCGAACCACCUGAAAGAGUCUCCUGCUACUAUUUUCUGCAGAUGCAAUAGAGGCGGUGAAGAAAGUCUUCUUCGCCGUCGCUAUCGCCACUUGGUAGGCUCGACGUUGAGCUCUAACCUGUGUCCGGUCAGAUUCGGAGUGAGUUUUCUGCCACCGACGCUCUAGCCGUCUCAGCGAUUGUUUCAUCGCCCUCAGCUCCGAAAAAAACCACGGGGCUGUCCGGGCUCCAUGCAAUCGGAGAGGGCGCUUCGGAGCCAGACAGUCGAUAGCCCUGGUUAACUCCGCAUUCCAGCGGGCCACCGGGGAAUCAGCUGAAAGGCCAUCAACAAGGGCUAAAGCAUCCCCUACCACUCUCUGGAAACCAUUUGGAUCCAUUAAGUGGCGGGGGCGGACCAUCCGAAUUGGUCCCACCUCCCUGCAGAGGGGAAGGGUCGCGGAGAGGGGAAGGGUCGCAGGCCUCCCCAAUUGGAAAGGGGAAGGGGAAGGGUCACAGAGGGGAAGGGUCGCAGGCCUCCCCAAUUGGAAAUGAAUGCCAUUUCUGCUCUGCCACACUCACCCAGACAUCCAUCUGGCAUCAUUAUACCUAUAGGGCAGGUUAAGAUGCAGCUAGGCCUGGAAAAGUGUUUCAGGCACCUUUCAGCAGAUUGGUGGCACCUGCAAAGUCCUGUGUUCGAAUGGGGAAGCUUUUUGGCCCAGCAGGUCAAAUCUUUAUCUCCCCAUCUGCCCACAGGCCAACUUCGACAGGUGGGUGGGGCCAACCACCUCUCAUGAGCACUUCUCCAUUGCAUGUGUGAAGCUCUCCUUGACUUUUUUAAAUUAAAAAAAUAUUUUAUUUUGACAAAGUAAUAACCAAAAAUAAAUAAGGAUAAAAAUGUGCACCCCACCACCAAGACCAUUCCAUUGUAACUAUCCAACCUCACAAAAUUUCAACACCUCUUGAGAUGGUUUGACCACUUUCCGUUUAUUAUUAUUAUUAUUUCUACCCCACCCAACAGUACAAAUUCUACAAACACCUUCCAUAUCUCCUCAAAAUCAACUCUCCUGCAUAUUCCCCAUCUUACCGUAAUGGCACAUGUUAAUUCAUCAUUAAUAGCUAUAUCCCACAUCUGUUUAUACCAUUCUUCCAUUUUAUAUUCUGCUGGCCCCUUCCACUUUCAUUCAGCUAUCAAUAAAUUUGUGAGCAAGUCCUUCAUAGUCUGCGAACCUUCCACCCCAUCGUAAAUUGAUAGUAAUGCUGCCUCUGGACCUUCAGUCAGCUUUAACUCAAUGAUUUCUGUUAUCUCCUUAAACACCCUUUGCCGGAAAAAUAGUACAUAUUUACACCCCCACCACAUGUGAAUAUAAUUCCCUGUUUCCUGGCAUCCCCUCCAACAUAACACUGAAUAUUCCUUGUUCUCCUUGCCUUUUAAGCCUCUCCUUGUGCUUUGUACACCCUGCAGAGACCUAAAUAACGCUGUCCAUCUUUCUUGGGCUGCCUUCAGGGCUACUGUAGACAUGUUGUUUGGAUACUGGAAAGACCUAAUAUACAAGUGUUAGAGAACAAAAGAGAGAUAAUCUGUGGGAACACCCCUACUCCGCCCCCCUCUUUUUUUCAGCGAUGCAUCUGGAGCUCACCAGCUGGCUUCUCUCCUGUUGGACCUGGAUGCUUCAGAUGAAACAUCUCAGCUCCUCAGUGCUGAUGCUCUGUACCAAAUGGAUCGAUUAGAUGAAGCUCACAAGGUCCUGUUGGUGGCUCUCUCCAAAACCUCCCAGAGAUCUGCCUUCUUGGCCAGGCUGGCUCUGCUUCAGUUGAAGAAAGGCUUUCUAUAUGAUUGCAACCAGGUAAGAGCAGUGGGAUGGGGAAGGCAUGCCAAAAGAAGGGGAAAUCAUCACUAAGGAAGCAACAAGGUAAAAUGCUAAAGGGUAACAAAGUGAAAUGAUUUUUUCAAUAUAUAGACAGAAAACCAAAUGACUUUGAUACCCAUAGAUAUGUUAACAACAUUUAUUACAUGAAAAUGGGGUUGAAUCUUAAACAAAAACAAAAACACACACAUGAAGAGACAAACAUCCAGAAAACAAAAGGCAGUGGACAAUCUUUCAUUGGCGGUUUGUAAACAGAGUCUGGAUGGCUGCAAGUCAGGGAUUCUUUAGCUGUGAUUAUCAGGGGUUAUAUUAGAUGACACUUGGGAUUCCUUCCAAUUCUAUGAGACUACCAAAUAUAAAAGCUCUAUAAUACAACAACUGAAACAGAUAAACAUGCAAACUGAACGUAUGUCAAAAUAAUAUAUCCACAGUGUGUGAACAACCAUGGAAUAAUCUAAGUGAAAAAGAACCCCUCUAAGCUGUGUAUGAUAUGUUCUUGUAGAUCCUCAAUCAUAUUCUUUAGAUAUGCUGAAAUGCCACCAGAAUAUGAUCUUGGUCAGGUUUUACAGUCCAGCCCACAACUGCUUCUUACCCUAGAAAGAGAGACGCAUUCACUGUCUGAGUGACUGUACUCCAAACGAUGCUGCUCUAUAAUAACUUGCUUUUAACACACAACGAUUGCAUGGUAGCUGAAAUAAUCCACAAUGGUAGUUCUACUCUGCAUAGGCCCAUUGAAGUAAAUGAGUGUGACCAACUUAGCCCCAUUCAUUUCAAUGGGUCUACUCUGUGCAAGACUCAGUUGAAUACAACCCAUUGCCUUUAAGCUAUCAGUUAAGACCAUGGGAGAGUGGGGCAGAACAUCUGCAUUGCAUUCAGUGAGUCACUGUUCAGUCCCUGACUUUGCCACUUAAAAGGGUCAAGUAGCAGGCAAGGGAAAAAUCUUCAUCCUGAGACCUUGGAGAGGGGCUGCCAGCCAGAGCAGACCAGAAGUAGCCAGUGCGGUACCCUACAGAUGCUAUGAACUCCAAUUCCCCAUUCCUGCUGUGUCCUAAAUCCCCAUUCUGAAAUCCAGAUGUGCGGUGAACCAUUGGCAGGGCAGGAAUUUUUGCAAAAAUCAAAAGCACGUCCCUUGGCCAUGAAUUAAGAUUGUUGACUUUUGGAAAGUUAGUUCAGAACAACCUAUAACUUAACAGCAGAGGGCACUCUUAUCUUUGCUUAGGACUCACAGAAAAUCACAGUGUCCGCAUAGGAACCUAUUUUAGCUGCUUUUUGUAGAGAUACUCAAGACAUAUAGCCCUGGCUUACAUGCAAGGGCAUGGCUGUCUAGGCUUUGGAGAGCUAACAAAAACAUCUUAAUCCUGUGCUAUUUUAACACAUCACAACUCUGAUAAAAGAUCCUGUAAUCUGUAAGGAAUUUGCUUGAUUGGAUCUGCUUCUUCCAGGCAUAUUGGGAAAGGAGUUAGAUGGGGCAAUGAAAUCUCUGCCCCCAGCUGCUGGAAAUCUUACUCUAUGUACCCUGCUUCCCAGAAACUAUCUGCAUGCACCCACUUUGCUCUUUCCAAAACAAUACCUGAACUGAAACACAGCCAUCCUUCGGAAUUCACACUUCUCCACAUUUUGCAAUGCCUUUCUCCAAUCCAAAAAUGUGUGUAUUGGGGGGAAGAGUGAAUAAUAAAUGUAGUGCAUCUAAAUAUGUGAUGUUGGGGGAAAUUGCUUGCAAAAGUUGUACAUUAGGAGAAAUUUGCACUAAAAUGCUGAUACAUUUCAACGGAAUUUAUUUAUUUUUUUAAUUGCAAACUGACAUGCAAAUGUGGAGAACCGAACCUAAGACAGGAGGCGAGGGAAUGAGAAAUGUCCGAAACCCAAAAUGGACAGAUCCACCCAUCUGCCCGGGUUUCUUUAGUUGUGAUUCCUGCACUAUAGAUGGCUCUUGGGGUUCCCUUCCGACUCGACAGUUCUGUGAUUCAUCUCUAAAUCUUGGUGCUGAUUCAUCUUUUCUCUGUGUUUCCUUUACUGAAGCUGCUCAAGAAAAUGACCCAAACUGGGGAGACCUCCUGCCUCCUGAUGGUCGUGAAGAUUUUAAAAGAGGAAGAUAGAGCAUUGUUGCAAAGCCACUGUCACUCCAGGGCCAUGACGAUCCUAAAGAACAAGCAAGGGGGAGGUUACAUCAAAGAAGCCAUCGUCUACCUCUCCUUUGCCAUCACCGCAGCAGGUGAGACACCCCACUGUAGUCAACUUUGCACAAAACCAGGCGCGCAGGUCAAUACUAAUGGGCAAAACCUAUCCCUCCCCCUUUAUUUCUACAGGUUUUUUUAAUUCCCCAUGCUCUUGAAUAUAUAUGGGGACUGGACUACUUCAAUGCACUCUUUGUGGGGCUGCCCUUGAAGAUAAUAAUAAUAAUAAUAAUGAUAAUAAUAAUAAAAUAGUAAAAUUUUAUUUAUAUCCCGCCCUCCCCAGCCGAAGCCAGGCUCAGAGCAGCUAACAACAGUAAAAUAAUAGAGCAUACUAAAACCAAUUCAAGAUGGCAAGGGAACUUCAAUGGCUUCCAGAUCAUAGCAGCCACAUUACUGCCUGGGGUUGCAUUCAGAUCUCAUAUAUGUCAGUUUGCAUUUCUUAGUACAGAAAGCAUUGAUCUGAUAGUGUACAGAUCUUUCCUAUUCUACUUAAUUCAAGAGGGUUCUGGAAGCUUCUCUACAUGAAAGAAACAAGCAGAAGGUUCAUGAUGUUUGGGUUAUUCCUUCAGAGAAGCUGAGUUCAGCUGGUUUAAACUGGUUCUGUUAUAUCUUUCUGUCAAGGUCAUGCUGACUAUAAGAGUGAGGCCAGAAGGAGCCUGGGUUUCAUUCUCUCUCUUUCUCUCUCUUUUCCUUUUGGUGUGGUGUUCUGUAUAUAGUGUUAAGGUUUAGUCUUCUUAUAAGUACAGUAUUGUAAGUUUAAAGUUAAGUCUGCUGCAACUGGAUUUUUUAUGGACAGUGCCAAUCCUGAAUGUAUUGGAUUUGUGACUAUUAUGCUCAUUUGCCUUCAGUAGCAAUAAAGCUGUACUGGAUGAAAUGCCUCUGCUCUAUUUUGGGGGGAAUCCUGCAACGUGUUUAAGUUGUUACUCUGCUAACUAUACAUUGGAAUCUACUCAGGAUCAAUAUUGAGUAGAAUUUAAAUGUCAAUGUAACCCCCCACCCCUACCCCCAUUUUAAAACAGUUGCAUUUGUCAGUUCUUUCUGGGCCCAGUUCAAGAUACUCACAUUAGUGCUUAAAAGCCCUAAAUGACUUGGGCCCCAAAUAUCUGAAAGAUCUGCCUGCUAUCUUUGCAUAUUUGAAAAGUCUGCCUGUUAUUUCUCCAGAUGCCAGGUUCAGAAUUGGUUGUUUUCUGGGCCCUGGGCAUAUGGCACGAGUUCCUGCAAAAGAAUAAAGCUCCAUUUUGUUCAGGGAGAUAAAAGGCACCCCUGUCUACCCGAAUUGCUUGCAGCUAGAGCAUAUCACGGAAGAGACUUGUCGCAGGGAGGAUUGCUGAGGCAACAAGUCUUUUCAAACUGGGUCAUGUGAUAGUCAGUUGACAGUCACUGAGAAGCAGUCAAGAGCCCAGCGGAGGAACCAAUGGGUGUUAGGUCUAGUUUCUACCAAACUGGCGAACCUGUGUCUGGGCUACAUCACUUCAAGAUUAAGUUGGGGCUCAGCAGAGCCAAGGCACAUCUAAUCAUAAUCAUAAUCCUGUCCAAGCAGCAGUUAAAGCCUUGGGACUAGGACCUAGGAGAUCAGGGUUACAAAUCCCCACUCAGCCAAGAAACUCACUGGGUGACCUUGGGCCAGUUACUGCUUCUCUCAGCCUCAUCUCCCUCACAGGGUUGUUGUGAAGCUAUAAUGGAGAAAGGGAGAGAAGCCAUGCACACCACCUUGAACUGCUUGGAGGAACGGUGGGACCAAAAUGCAAAAUUAAAAACAAUAACAGAAAAAAGCAGCUAUUAAAUACUAAUCUUAGAUAGAGCCUAACAAGUACUAAUCAGAAUUAAUUAGGAUGAUGGAAAAGGUUCUAUCUCAGAUUAGGCAUGUAAGGAUCUGUCAAAUUCACUUCUCCAAUCACUAAUUUCCCCAAUCUUAAAUUCACUUCUACACAUUUAGCAGCAAUUUGCAAAAAGCAAAAACAAACCAAAAAGAACCCUACGAUCCUCAUGAAAAUUCAUAAGGAUUUUAGUGCAAAUUUCUCUUAAUAUGCAGCAUUUUGACUGAUGUAACAUUUGUGCAAGCAAUUUUCAUUAAUGUUUCACUGAUAAUGUUUCAUUUUCAUGCACGCUUUCUGUUUUGCUCCAGGAGGUUAUGCUGUCGAUUCGCUUCUUAGCAGGGCCCGCUGUUACGGGCAUCUUGGGCUGAAGAAAACUGCCAUAUUUGAUUUCAAUGCCAUCCUAAAAGAAGACCCCACAAAUGCCCAGGCACUGAGUGGGAAAGGAUUUGUUCAUCUAGCUCUGAACCAGAAAAAGGUAAGAACGGGGUAGUUUUAUUUUUCUGUUUACUUACUUACUUACUAAACAAGACUUUGAGCCAGAGGAAGAAUCAUAGCUCAGUUGGUUAGAGCAUGGUGCUGAUAUUGCAAGGUUGCAAGUUGGGCCUAGUGGAUAUAAGGACAGUCCAAGACGAACCAUAGGAUCAUAGAACUGUAGAGUUGGAAGGGACCCCAAGGGUUAUCAAGCCCAACCCCUGCUAUUGCUGGCUGAGGCAAAGGACAAGAUAAUGCUCUCAGUCAGAGUCUGGGAGUCAGCUGGGCUGGUGGGGCUGACAGAUCUCUGCCCUCCAAUAGGACCCCAACCUCCGUUGCCCAAUUAUCCCAAAUGGCGGUGCCAAGUCUGAUUUUUUGGGGGGCGGGAGGGGGAGUUGUGCAGGGCUGCUCUAACCACUGCACCACUCGCUGGCUCUCAGGCCAUGCCAGGAUAAUGAUGUGAAGAAAGAGGAGGGGAAGAAUAAGAGGCCUGAGGGACAACAAGAGAGAGAAGAUCUGACUGAGCUAUAAAGGCUUUCCUUUCUCUCUCUGCUAAAUCCCAUAAAGGCCUGGAAGGGGACAAAAAGGGAUAUUUUGAUAAAGGUUAAACAGGAUUAACAUUUUGAAAACCCUCCCCCCCCACACUUCUCUCCCCCUCCCCUUUCAACCAUUAAAUGCAAACUGUGUCUGUAUCAGCAGCCCCCAAGUGGCCUGUCUUAAUGGGGAAGGUUGUGAUGGCUAGCUUAUCUGCCUUCCGAGAUAGCAGGCGCAUGACAGUGAAGAGGCUUUGAUGUUCCCUGUCGCAUGCAUCUUGCAUGCAUCUUUAAUACCUCGGGAUUGAAAAGAAAGCCCUUUGUUUACCAAACUAAUAGAAAAGGCAGAUAAUUAAAUGUCAUUUUGGCUUUGAGCAGGACAGGCGGGCAGGGGAAGCAUAGAAAUUAGCUCACAAUACUUUUGCUCUGGCUAAUUAAACUCUUUUAGCGCCUCCUUUGAUUUUGAAGGGCACACAGGAGUGUCUUAUAACACCUGGUAAGGGGCAGGAGCCAAUGUAGGGGAGAGUGACUGGUCUGUGCGCACUGUGCGCUGAGCCAAGAGGGUGUCACAACCAUGACUUAGAACAGAAGGCAAGAGGUGACCUUGAGCGAGUCGCUGACUCUCACCCUGAUGUACCUCACAGAGUCGUUGUAUGCCCUUGAGCUCCUUGAAGAAAAUGGUGGAAUAUAAAUGCAAAUAUUGUUGUUGUUGAUAAUGAUAAUCAGGGCUUUUUCCCCCCAACCAGAGUGUGCUGGAGCACAGUUCCAGCACCUUUUUCCGGAGCCUCCAAACAACAACUCAUGGUGCUGAGCCCUGGCAUGAACCAACUCCUGAACCAAUGACUCUUCCUCCUUCUCCCUCACACACACAACCAAUGCUGAGACGACUGUGCUAUUGCUCCUCCCCAUAGGCAGAGGCCGCUGUGAGGCCUACCCGCAGGCUGCUGAGCCAUCCCUUCUUCCUCCUCACUCUGGCUGCUCUAGCAGGAGGCAGCGGGGAAGCCCAUGGCGCUGGAGGAAGCAAGUGAGGAGAGAGGGGGGAGUGGAGAAGAAGCCAGACUGUGGUGUGAGCGGAUCACUGCAAGGAGGAGGAGGAGGAGGAGGAGGAGGAGGAGGAGGAGGAGGAGGAGGAAGAAGAAAAGAAGAAGAAGAAGAAGAAGAAGAAGAAGAAGAAGAAGAAGAAGAAGCAGCAGCAGCAGCAGCAGCAGCAGCCGCCCAGGUGCCCAGGGAUGACCACAAGCCUGUGGAUGGGAGACAACUGAUAAUAAUGACAACAGAUGAUGUAAACCAACCAGAGCUGUGCUUUUUUAAAAAAAACUACUCUUGUUUUAUCCACAUAGGAGGCUGUGCACGAUCUGACCUCAGCCCUAAGAGCCAACCCAGCCGUAGCAGUUCAAGAAAUUCUUUCAUUAAAGGAGGAGGCCCAGGUGUUGAUCCAUCAGUGGUUGUAUGACCACUGCUGGACUAGGCUGUCGGAGUUCGUUGCUACCAAAGAGCCACCCGUUGGAGAUACACUGAAGGACCUCGCUGUAGCCGGGGCACUGCUUGUGAAAAUAAAGAGCAAGGACACAGAGAGUCACAUGCUUUAUGUGGACCUUUUAGCUGCCGAUGGUAAGAGAACUUUCAAAUAUCUUGGAGUACCGUCUCAUUAUUUGGCAUUACUGUCACCCACUGUUUCUUAGCAACAAAUGGAACCUGGUUAGUCUUCCCAAGGUGUGAUGAUUAUCAGCUUAUGAUAGGGCAGAAGCCCCAGUGUUGCAGGAUGCGCUCCCUGCUGAAACAUGGAAGAGGCCCCAUCAGCAUUGGCAUUCUGCCGGCUUUCGAUAAUGCAGCUGUUUACCCAGGUGUUCCCUUGAUCUCUUCACCUGAGUCUCCUGUUUGAACUGCUGUGUGCAUUUUAAUUGUGGUUGUUUAGAUUGUAAUGUUUCUGUAGCUUGUUUUUAUACUUCGUAAAUAGCUUAGAAGUCUAUUCUGACAUUAAGCAGAAUGAUGAUGAUGAUGAUGAUCUAGGGUUGCCAUAUUUCAAAAAGUAGAAACCAGGACACACCAAACAUUUUAACAAAAACGCACACACAAAAAAGUGAUUUUUCGAUUGACUUGCCUAAAAUCCAGGACAAAGCGCCACAUGGAACACCAUCAGAAUAAGCUCCAGGUGAGCUUCCCUGAUGGGCAGGGAGAGACUGAGGAAAUAACUUUCCCAUUUUGCUUCUUCUUGUUGUUCUGAUCACAAAGGGGUUCCAAAAGCUUCCUUAUUUUAUCAACAGCAGUUAUGAACUGGUUUUCUAAUGGAAAAAUCCCUUGUGUCAGUGCAUGGAAUAUUAAAAUCACAGUUUGAAAUGUGGGCACACAUUUCAAUUUCGUAUGUUCAGAGUAUGUUGCAUGUGGAUGUCUCAUGUCAGUCACCUUUACAACAGUUUUGUAAGGUAGGCUGAUACCAAUAUUCCCUUGGAGCCCCUCAGAGAUCCAUUGGGCAGGCAGCUGCCAUUUACUGCAUCAACAGAAGCAUAGUGACCAGAUCGAGGAAAGUAAUAACACCACUCUGUUCUGCUUUGGUUGUACAAAAAUGUCCAUGUUAGGAGAAAGUCAUGCUAAGAUUCUGAUGAAUUUUCGUGAGAAUGUCAUCUUCUUUCUUUUAAGUUCAAAUUGAUGUGGAAAUUUAAGAAGGAAACAUUAGAAACUGAGAGAAGCAAGAACUAUAUUAGCCUAUAGUAACCAGUUUAUUGAUGUUCAUUGGCAGGGAGAGACAAUGAGGCUCUGGCGCACCUCCAGGGAGAGUUUGGUCACUCUGCACCCAAUGAUUCCAUCAAUGCUCGCUUUGGAAUGCUCCAAGCCAAGAAGAGCCACAUGAAUGUCGCAGCCCAUAUUUUGGCCAGUUUGGCCACAAAUUACAAAGAUAUAGGAUACCUGAUGAGCUUCCUGGACACCAAGCAACGGCAAAACCUUGCUCAGGUAAAGCUGCCUGCUUGAUGCAAAUGAUGUCUGUUUUUCAGCUGAAGUUAUCCCUGCUUCUCCACCAGUGAACAUACCAACUCGUCUAAUUGAACACUAUCAUAUUGGGAGAUAUGCUGGAGAAACAAGAGAGCAGUUGAACAGAUAGAUCUGGGAUGGAGAGCCUGUGGCCUUCCAGAUCUUGUUGGGCUGCAGCUCCCACCAUCCUUGACCAUUGUCCAAGCUGGCUGGGGCUGAUGGGACUUGGAGUUCCUAUCAUGCAUGGAGGACCACAAGUUCCUUAUCUCCAGAUGUUGCUGGACUCCAAUUCCUAUUGUGUCUGACUCUGUUCCUACAUUCUGUGUUCCUCAGCAGGGUUGAUGGGACUUGGAGCCCAGAAACACCUGGAGGGUCACAGGUUCACAAUCUUUUCUACAAUGCAAGCUGGAGAACCUGUGGACCUCAAUAUAGUGCUGAACUGCAGAUCCCAUCAUCCUUGACCAUGGCUUCCCAGCUGUUUUGGACUACAACUCCCAUCAUCCCUAGCUAGCAGAAUCAGUGGUCAGGGAUGAUGGGCAUUGUAGUCCAAAAACAGAUGGAGACCCAAGUUUGGAAAACCCUGUCCUUGACCAUUGCCCAGAGCAGCUGGGGCCAAUGGAAAAGUCCCAACAAUGUAUAGAGUAGCCACAGGUUCCUCAUCACCAUAUUUUUGGACUACAACUCCUAUCAUGUCUGUUCCUACAUUCUGAAUUCACCAUGCUGUUCACCAUGCUGGCUGGGGUAGAAGGGAGUUGGGACCUCAUCUGCGUUCAUUCUCUCUCUCUCUCUCUCACUCACUCUGCUCAGGAUUGCACCAGUAUCAGUUUGGAGGUGAAAGAGAGAUCCCGCAUCCUGGUUCUCCCAGAUGAUACCUGUUCAGCUUACCCAGGAUGUUGGCUUUGUUCCCCUGAUCCUGUUCUCUCCCAUUGCAAGUGACACCCAUCCUUUUUCAAAAACAAACAAGCUGUUUGUGGAUUCUGUGAAUCAGGCUGGCCUGAACAAACACAAAACAGCUCCUCCCUAUAAAUAAAAAAAACAGCCACAAAAAACACCACCCUGUGUUGUGUGCUGAUAUGCUUAAUAAAUAAAGGGCCUGGAGAGGACUGUUUUGUAUGCACCCCUCGCAAGCCAGCAGGAGGGUGUUAAGUAAGCAAGUAUUAAUUUAUCAAUCCCUGAGGCAAAGAACCUCUCUUCUCUAAAUCAGGCAGGCAGUCGGAGGGGGCAUAUCUCUUCUGGGAGAAAGAAGCUGGGAGAUUUUAAGAACUAAUUGCCAAUCACCGACUUAAUGUGGGAGUUAAAAGGACGACCAAGAACAUUACUCCAGGGGGGCAAAGUGACUCCUUACUUAGAAGCGAAAUGUUUCUUAGCUACAUGCAUUUAGCUGCCUUUUCCCUAAGAGGUUUGCAUUUCUAGCAAACUAGAUUUGCAAGCCUUCCCCCUCCCAAGGUGUCAGGGAGCAACCCUAGCCUAUUCCAAAUAAGCCAAAUUUUUUUUGCCUAUUCCAAAUAAACAAAUGCACCGGGGGGGGGGGCGCACAAAUGAGGGACACUUCCAAAUUGACAUGCAUAAGUGGACUUGUGUAUAUAUUCAUAAAAUCAUAGAAUUGUAGAGAUGGAAGGGACCCUAAGGAUCUUCUAGUCCAACCCCCUGCAAUGCAGGAAUAUGCAGUUGUCCCAUACAUUCCUUCCAUGUUGAGAUACAUCAGCAGCUUCAGCAUCAGUUACACUCAGGGCAAUGUUCCCUUCUUGGGGGCUGCAUGCCGGUGGUGGGUGAAGCCAGAGAAAAACAUGGGAGGAGCAAGGAAUGCAUUUUUUAAAAAAACUUUUGGGACAGUAGGUGAUUUUCUAAACACCCCCACCCACCCUUCUCUGUCCUCCUCCAAGGCAGGUAAGAAGCAUUCUCAGAAUUCAAGGACACAUUCCUCAAGGAGGAUUCAAAGCAGGGUUGGUGAGGCGAGUGGCUCAGAGACAUGUGUGGCGUUGGGAGAGUCCCAGACAGUAAAUUCAGGGACACCCCAUGACAUUUUCUUACCUGUUGUCAGGGAUUGGCUGGACGAAGUGGGGUGGUGGCAGGCACCAGCCGGAAACCCAAGGGAAACUCCAGAGGAGGAAGGCUCGAAGCCUGGGGAUUGGUGGUAGGACACCGAGGAAAGGUCAAAAGGAGAAGAUUGGGAGGAGAGGCUGGGUGCUGAAGGGGCAGAAGGGGUUAGUGAGCAGGAGGAAACUGUGACAGGGAGCAGUUCAGGCUCUGAGGCUGCAGCAGAGAUGGGGGGGUCAAGGGACAGCUGAAGAAUCCCUCUCCUGCUGUGACAAGCUCCCCUCCACCCUGGUCUGCAAGAACACAGAGAAUAAUGAGGAGAGCAGAACAGAGGCCAGAGAUGGGCAGAUGCAGUUUGAGACUGCCUGGGAAACAGCUGGAAGAGGAGGAGCCUUAGAAGGGGUGGAAGGCAGGGACCUUCAGUCCUGGAAACAGUUCCAUAGGGGCAAGAACCUACUGGGAAGUGUUAACUUCACUAGCAUGGCACUCUGCCUCGGGCGUGGUGACCUGCAUCUGACUCCAGCCCUGACACCUGUGCAGAAGUCCAUUUUACUGAUGAGCCCUGCACACCUCCGUCCACCAACAGCUGCCCUGUUUUGUCUAGUGGUGGUGCCAACCCUGAUACUCCCAGGUCACACAGGACUGUUCUAAGCACUGUCACUCUCAAUGAUUCUCAGGUCAUGCCAGGAGGCAUGAGCCAGGCUUAAAGACACAUUGCAGCCAGGGAAAAACUAUUGGGGAAGGGGUGAAGCACAGCAAGUGAGGAGGUGUGCCCUAGGGAGCAGAUAGAGAGGACUGGAGGGCUGCCUGCAGUUUUCAGGCCUGCAGUUCCCCACCUCUGGCCUGUGACAUUAUGGGAAAUUUGAACAGUGGGUCUGUUUCCCAGUCCCAGCCGUUGCCCCAUGGAAAAAGGUGUGAGACCUUCAACCCCAGAACCCCCUGCCUUGAUCCCCUACAGUCAUCAAUCAGCAACCAACCAAAAAAUCAGUAUAACUAUACAAGUUAUUUUGGCAUCCCUCCAGUUGCCCUGAUAUUUUGGGAGCUAAAUUAGGCUGCCGUGUGCAUUAGCAGUAAUUUUAACAGAAGCAAUUUUCUUUCCAGCUCGCGUUGCCAGCUGUAAGAUGUGAGAUGCAAUAAAGGAACUUACUGGCAGCUGGUUUAAACAUGAAGCAUUUCCCUGGCCUUGGUCAAAGUCUUCAGCGAUAGCUCUUUUCAAAAUUCAGAGCUGCUGUUCCAGUGUGGAAUGAAAAGAAUGAGGCAGGUGGGUGUGUUUAGUCUGGAAAAGAGAAGACUGAGAGGUGAGAUAAUAGCUGUCUUCAAAUAUCUGAAGGGCUGCCAAAUGGAAGAUGGAGCAAGCUUGUUUUCUCCUGCAGGACCUGAACCAGUGGAUUCAAAGGACAAGAAAGGAGAUUCCUUCUAAACAUUAGGAAGAACUUUCUGACGGUAAGAGCUGUUCAACAGUUUAAUAGAAUCCCUCUGAAGGUGGUGGACUCCUUCAUUUGAGGGGGUUUUUUAACAGAUGUUGGAUGGCCACCUGUAAGGGACUCCUUAGCUGUGAUUCCUGCAUUGCAGGCGGUUGGGCUAGAUGACCCUGAGGGUCCUUUCCAACUCUGCAGUUCUAUGAUUCUGUUAAUAUAGCCAGUGAUAUAGUCACUUUAACCACAAUGCCACACUCCUUCAAGAACACAAGGCAUGGAUGAGCUCAUUUUAGUAAAGAGUAGAAUAAGGCAAGAAGAUCAAACCGAUCCAUUCUUAAGGAAAUCAGCCCUGAGUGCUCACUGGAAGGACAAAUCCUGAAGCUGAGGCUCCAAUACUUUGGCCACCUCAUGAGAAGAGAAGACUCCCUGGAAAAGACCCUGAUGUUGGGAAAGAUUGAGGGCACAAGGAGAAGGGGAUGACAGAGGACGAGAUGGUUGGACAGUGUUCUCAAAGCUACGAACAUGAGUUUGACCAAACUGUGGGAGGCAGUGGAAGACAGGAGUGCCUGGUGUGCUCUGGUCCAUGAGGUCACGAAGAGUCGGACAACUAAACAACAACAACAACUAAACAAGGAUUGUCAACUAAGCCCCCCUUUUUUUUACUCAGAGGAGACCCACUGAAAUUAAUAGAUCUAAUCUAAGUCAUGUCCAUUAAUUUCAAUGAGUUCGUUAUUUACUUCAGGAUAGAUACAUUCAGAGUAGACCCAUUGGAGUUAAUGGUCUUAAGCUAGAGGCAGAGCCAUUCUAGUUGCAUCCCCGUCCUUCUCCCUGCUGAGUUCUACUGGGACAAAGAAGGAAGAGGAUGGGCAAUACCACCCUCUAGACUGGUUGUAAGUAAAAAUGACCAGCUGAGAGAAGAUUCAGAUUGGUGGGGCAAUACCCUAUUUGCCCUGAUAAAGCAGCCCUCUGCACCGCUUGUCGGUGGCAUUGUUUAUUACUUAAACAUUUGCUCUGCAGCAGUGUGGUGAAAGCGCUGUUUUCGUUUCUGAGCACUAAAGGAGCAGUAAUGAGAAAUCCAUUAGAGCCACGGUGUCCUAAUGAAGGUCUCCUGAUUGAAAUGGAAGGAAAGAGCUAACUCCUAGGGGCUGUGGGGGCUUCGGCCCCCAUAAUAAAAUAUUUGAGAUAUUUUCUCCACGUGAUGUUAUCUGAGUUAUCAAUAUUCUUCCUUGUUCAUCUUUAAAUAGUUUUUUGGGGGUUCCAACUCUGGUUUUAUAUACAUUACAACUCCUCUCUUUUUUGUUAAAUCAGAGGUUGCAAAGUCCUUUCCCAGACUUCGAUUUAUCAAAAUUCUUCUAUGUUUCUUUGCAAUGUGUGUUUCUUGGAGGCAUAUCACACCCAAAUUUAUAGCUUCUUUACAACAUGUUCAAUUUUAUUCCUUUUAGUCUUAUUAUUCAGUCUGUUUACAUGCCAAGUUAGAAUUUUCAAAUCCAUCUUGUUCCAUAUUUAUUUCUCUUUCGCCUCCAUUUCUGUUGAAUCUUCCUCUUCCUGUCCAGCUUCCAGUCCCCUGUCUGGAAUCCUAGAGAUGUCCAACACUCAGUGGUAGAGCAUCUGCCUUGCAUGCAGAAGGUCUGUGUUCAGUUCCCAGCAUCUACAAAUAGAGCUGAAAAAGUCCAUCUGAAACCCUGGAGAGCCAGUCUAGACCAGAGUUUCCCAAGCUUGGGUCUCCAGGUGUAUUUGGACUACAACUCACAUCAUGCCUAGCUGGCAGGACCAGUGGUCAGGGAAUUGUAGCCCCAAAAUAACUGGAGACCCAAGUUUGGGAAACACUGGUCUAGACAUUACAGAGUUAGAUGGACCAAUGUUCUCACAUGAUAGAAGACAGCGUCUUGUGCUUCUAUGGCACUACAAUGAGGAUGAUGAGAGUUGUUAGGAGACUCUCUACUCCCCCCCCAAAGAGCUACAAUUCCCAGAGCUCCCUGAGAAGAGGGAUUGUCUGUCAAACCGCUCUGGGAAUUGUAGCUGCGUGUGAAGAAUAGGGGUCUUCUAGCAACUCUCAACAUGUGUUGAGUGUUAAAGUGGUAUGAUACUGCUUUUAAAUGUAUAGUGCAGUUGGGGUCUUAGUAUGGUGCAACUGGAUUUUCUGUAUCCUUUGCAUGUUGUGAUUGAUGAGCUAUGAUGUGAUCCUUCCUCCAUUUCCUCAGAAUAUUACUCAGAGCUUCUAGUUUGCACUAUGAGAGCAGGAUGUUAGAUCAGAUGCUCCUUUGGCCAGAUCCAGUAGGCGCUUAUUAUUUUAGUUUCACCCACUUCACAGAGAGAUUAAUUCAUCAGCCCCAGGAUUCCUAGAAAGACAUCCAAAACUGGUGAGAAGGAGAAAGAACAACCAAAUUACUGCUUUAAUUUGUGCUGGUACAUGCUGACCUCCCCACCCACCACCCCUGGCAGAAAUGUCGCUACGGCUACUUAAACCUCUUCUUGCAUAGCUCACAAGUGUUUGGCGUGGAAAAUCCAGAUUGGUUUCAAAUUGUCACUUCAGGCUGAAUUCUGUGUUCCCUUUAGUAGAUGACAUAGAGCAUACUAUCCGAGAGCAACAGUGGUGUCGUGCAAGCAACUUUAUAAGCACACGGUCCUCAUUUAUGUAUUUUUCUUCAAAUGAAAGCAUCAUGAGUUAUUGGAUCCUAAGCAUGUGUGCUUGGGAAGUAAAGUCAUGGUGAAUUUACAGGAACAUAAGAUGCUAUCUUAGGUCAAGUCAAACCAUUGGUUCAUCUAGCUCAGUAUUGUCAACACCCACUGGCAGUGCCUCUCCGAGGUUUCAGAUAGGGGGUAUUCCCAGUCCCACUUGAAAAUGCCAGGGAUUGAUCCUGGGGCAACAUCCAUGCAAAACAGACAGAGGGAAUUCCCAAUGUUGUCCAGAAAUUCAAGAGUUUAAAAUUAUAGAAUCAUAGAAUUGUAGAAUGGAAAUGGAUGUCCAAGUUCAUCUAGUCCAGGGGUGGCCAACUCCCAAGAGACUGCGAUCUACUCACAGAGUUAAAAACUGGUAGUGACCUACCCCCCUUUUGGGGGUUCAGGUCAAAAUUGUUGAGCUUUACUUAGGGAGGAGGAAAGCCCCGUUUUUCUGGGGUUCAGGUCAAACAUGUUGAUCUUUUUUUAGGGGAGCCGAAUUUGUUGAGCUUCUUUGGGGGGAGCCAGUGAUCUACCAGUGAUCUACCACAGACGUGCAGUGAUCUACCAGUAGGUCUCGAUCUACCUGCUGGACAUGCCUGAUCUAGUCCAAUGCAGGAAUCACAGCUAAAGAAUCCCUGACAGAUGGCCAUCCAACCUCUGGUUACAAACUUCCAAUGAAGAAAAGUCCACCAUCUUCCAAGUGAGUCCAUUCCACUAUCGAACAGCUCCUACUGUGAGAAAGUUCUUCCUAAUGAUUAGUCACAGUCUCCUUCCUUGUCUUUUGAAUCAAUGGGUUAGGGUCCUACUCUCUGGAGCAGCAGAGGACAAACUUGCUCCAUAUCACAGUCUCCAGACUAAACAUACCCAAACCCUUCAUAGCCAACUUCUUGGGACUUUCGGCAUGCAAAGCAAAUACUCCACCACUGAGCUACAGCUCUUUAGUCAGACUUACUUCUGAGAAAAGAACCUAAUUUAGGACUGGGGGUAACCAAUAUUCUUCCUGUCUCUAGGUUGCUUCCAAAGAAGGAAAUGCACUGGUGAAGGAGCAAUUCUACACAAAGGCUGUUGGCUACUACUCACUGGCCGUCUUGGCAAGUAAUGGCAAUCCACGAUAUCUCCGCCAACGUGCUGCUUGCCUAGCCCACCUGAAGGACUACAAUAAGGCUUUGACGGACAUGGACAAGGUGAUCUCCAACCACGGGAAGAACAGCCUGAAGACUCAGAUUGAGGACUACUGCUUGCAGGGACAUCUGCUCUUGUCCACCUCCAAGGAGGAACUGGCGGUCAAGCGGUACAUCCAAGCUCUUCAGCUGGGACAGUCUUUGGCUCUGACCAUCAUUGCUGCCGAUCACGAUGGGGAUGCACUGUCCAAAGCAUUCCUGCAAACUGCUCAGUCCUCCUUUGCAGCAAAACGUUAUGAAGAAUCCUGGAAGACUGCAGAGUAUGGGCUGAUGAUCAACCAAAACAACGCUGAGCUUAAGAGACUUAAAAUAAGACUUAAACGGGAGGCAUCUGGAUGCAGAGUACAAUAAUUUAUUCAGUCUGGGUCACAGGAGGCUUUCUCAUGACCUGCAUUUUUAAAUCAACCAUCUCAGUUUGCAUUUCCCAAAGUAACAUAUUUACUAGAACAUAGUUACUCAUCAGUUUUCACACAUUGCUCAAUGUUGUGAUACUAUAGCUCCCCAAAAAUGUAGCAGAGAGCAUAUUUUAGAGAUGAGACAUACAAGUGUGUAUUUUAUGAGACAGUGUGUUGAAAAUUAAUGUGAUUUUUUGUGCAUUUUUUUAAAUUGCAGAGUAGUGCAGAAAUGGACUUAGGAAUGAGCACAUUCAAAGCAGACACAGACAGACAAAUGAAUGGAUCCAUCCUUCCUUAUUCUUCAGUGCUUUUGUUCAGCAAACCUCCACAAGCACACAUUUUCUUCUUUCUUUUCUCUCUCUUUUGCUUGUAAAGACCAGAGAACAAAUAUGGAGGUGCCUUUUAUUCUGUAGCACCCUGUUUCUUGAAUGCCCUCCAUAUAACAAAAUCAUACUGUCCAAGUUGUGAAUUUUUAUUUUUUUAAAUCAAACGAAUAUUCGAAAGGCAGGAAGAAGGUAA
Molecule: messenger RNA, 21573 nt
Organism: Podarcis lilfordi (Lilford's wall lizard)
Lineage: Eukaryota; Metazoa; Chordata; Lepidosauria; Squamata; Lacertidae
Source: the annotation of a GenBank genome assembly